Messenger RNA from Recurvomyces mirabilis, 921 nucleotides. RefSeq names its product uracil DNA glycosylase (gene UNG1). NCBI's taxonomy places the organism in Eukaryota, Fungi, Ascomycota, Dothideomycetes, Mycosphaerellales, Teratosphaeriaceae. The record is from RefSeq and is a predicted model, not a curated record. Gene Ontology annotation, cellular component: nucleus; mitochondrion. Gene Ontology annotation, molecular function: uracil DNA N-glycosylase activity. The transcript has a single exon. Bases 1 to 921 code for a protein of 306 amino acids. Gene Ontology annotation, biological process: base-excision repair; base-excision repair, AP site formation via deaminated base removal.
AUGUCUCUCAAACGUAAAGCCGUCGACCUUGCCGCGGACGCAGCAAAGAAGCCCAAAGCCGAAAAGGCCAUAACAUCCUUCUUCACCCAACCCAAACCCAAACCCGCUUCAUCAAACCCAGAGGCAGAGAUCAAGCCGACCACCUUUGACAAGACUGCCUGGCUAUCCAAACUCACCCCGGAGCAAACGGACCUCCUCCAACUCGAGAUCAACACUCUCCAUGACUCCUGGCUAGCAGCCCUGCACAACGAACUAACCACCCCAGACUUCCUCUCCCUCAAACGCUUCCUGGCCGCGGAAAAAGAAAAAGGAUCCAAAGUCUUCCCGCCCCCCGAAGACAUCUACUCCUGGUCCCGCCACACGCCCCUCCCCAAUGUCAAAGCCGUCAUCCUCGGCCAAGACCCCUACCACAACAUAAACCAAGCCCACGGCCUCUGCUUUUCCGUCCGCCCACCCACGCCCGCCCCACCAAGUCUAAAGAACAUCUACACGGCAAUCAAAAAAGACUACCCAGACUUCAAACCCCCACCCAAAAACGGUGGACUCCUAACCCCAUGGGCUGACCGCGGCGUCCUAAUGCUCAACACCUGCCUCACGGUCCGCGCGCACGAAGCAAACAGCCACAGCAAGAAAGGCUGGGAGAAAUUUACGCAGAAGGUCAUCGAUACCGUGGCCGCGAAACGGACGAGUGGAGUCGUAUUCCUGGCUUGGGGGAAACCGGCUCAGGAUAGGUGUGCGAAGAUUAAUGGGACGAAACAUUUGGUGUUGAAGAGUGUGCAUCCCAGUCCGCUGAGUGCGGCGAGAGGGUGGUUCGAGUGUGGGCAUUUUCGGAAGGCGAAUGAGUGGUUGGAGGGGCGGUAUGGGAAGGAGGGGGUGAUUAAUUGGGAUUUGGAUGUUAAGCCGGAGGAGGUGGGUGUGUGA